GAUGACAGAAACUAUUGAAAAUUUAAGAGAUUUUAACUAUUAUCCAUUCUCAACUAAUAUUAAUAGUAAGUAUGUAUUGGCUGAAUAUAUAUGGAUUGAUGGAACAGGAGAAAAAUUGAGAUCCAAAACAAAAGUAAGUUCAUAAUUAUAUCAAAUUAAGGUGUAUUUGAAUCCUAUAAAAAACCUUGAUGAUUUGGAAUGGUGGACUUAUGAUGGAUCAUCUACAGAUUAAGCAGUUACUAGAUUUUCAGAAAUAUAUCUAAAACCAGUUUGUAUGGUCAAAGAUCCUUUUAGAGGUGAUCCUCAUCUAUUAGUCCUUUGUGAAACAUAUUUACCUGAUAAAAAAACACCAGCAAGGUAUAAUUUUAGGUAUUCAAAUUUACACUAUUUAAGAUGGCUAUCAAAUUUGAUUAUGGAGAAAGCAAAAGAACAUAAACCUUGGUUUGGAAUUGAAUAAGAGUAUUUCCUAUUUAAAAGAACAGGUACAACACAUUUAUGGCCAUUGGGUUGGCCAAAUGGAGGUUUCCCUUAUCCUUAGGGGAGAUAUUAUUGUUCAAUUGGAGAACGAAACAAUUUUGGUAGAGCACUUGCAGAGGCACAUUUAAGAGCCUGUUUGAAUGCUGGACUCAAAAUAGCAGGUUUGAAUGCUGAAGUGGCUCCUUCUUAAUGGGAAUUUUAAAUAGGUAUAGCAGAAGGAAUAGAGAUUGGUGAUCAUAUGUGGUUGGCAAGAUAUAUAUUGGAAAGGAUUGGUGAGGAGUUUGGUAUAGAUAUUAAUUAUGAUCCAAAACCAAUUUAAGGUGAUUGGAAUGGUAGUGGAGCACAUUGCAAUUAUUCAACUUAAACAACUAGAAGUGAAGGAGGUUACAAAUAUAUUGUUAAUAAUUUGAUGCCAAUCCUUGAGAAAUAACACAAAGAUAUGAUAAAGUUAUAUGGAAUUAAUAAUUAAUUGAGAUUAACUGGUAAACAUGAAACAGGUAGAUAUGAUUCUUUUUCUUGGGGUGAUGGUUCUAGAGGAUGUUCUAUUAGAGUACCAAUAAUAACAAAGGAAUAAGGAUAAGGGUAUAGAAUACUAUUAUUAAUUGUAGGUAUUUUGAGGAUAGGAGACCAGCAGCUAAUAUAGAUCCUUAUUUAGUUUCUGCUGCUUUAGUAGAUGUUACAUGUUUAAAUAGUGAACAUUUAACAUAAUUAUUGUAGGUGUUUGAAACAUCUUAAAAGCCUCUUUAAGCAUGAU
Molecule: messenger RNA, 1231 nt
Organism: Paramecium pentaurelia
Lineage: Eukaryota; Ciliophora; Oligohymenophorea; Peniculida; Parameciidae
Source: the annotation of a GenBank genome assembly